Kalmanozyma brasiliensis GHG001 is the source of this 1545-nucleotide messenger RNA. Its product is annotated as Amino acid transporter, transmembrane. The transcript has a single exon. The record is from RefSeq and is a predicted model, not a curated record. Gene Ontology annotation, cellular component: fungal-type vacuole membrane. Gene Ontology annotation, biological process: amino acid transmembrane transport. The coding region runs from base 1 to 1545 and encodes 514 amino acids. Gene Ontology annotation, molecular function: L-lysine transmembrane transporter activity; L-glutamate transmembrane transporter activity; L-tyrosine transmembrane transporter activity. Lineage: Eukaryota; Fungi; Basidiomycota; Ustilaginomycetes; Ustilaginales.
AUGGUUCAUCUUACAUUUGCCGACGAUGGAGCGCGGCAUCCACCGCCUUCCUCCCAUCUCCGUCAGCACUCCUCCGAUCAACGUCAGAGAAGAUCACGCAUCGUCUCGACCGCAUCAAUACCGCCCGAAGGGAGAGCCAGUCUGAUCUCGAGCAUCAGCAACCUCACCAACACCAUCAUCGGCACGGGCAUGCUGGCCACCCCCGGCGCAUUCAAGUACACUGGUCUGCUGCUCGGUGCCUUUCUCAUCCUCUUUUGCGGUCUGAGCGCCGCUCUUGGGCUCUAUCUGCUCACAAGAUGCGCGGCGCGGGUGGGCGGGAGAAAGAACAGCUUCUUCACCAUUGCCAGCCAAGCGCUGCCGGCGGGAGCGUGGUACUUCGACCUCGCCAUCGCGCUCAAGUGCUACGGCGUCAGCAUCUCGUACCUCAUCAUCUGCGGCCAGCUCAUGCCUCAGGUCAUCAUCAGCUUCUUUAGAGCUUUCCACAGAGACAUACAUCAGAUUCCGACGCUCUUUCUCGAUCGCAGCUUUUGGAUUCUCGCCCUCAUCAUCCUGCUGAUCCCGUUGUGCUUCUUGCGCCGACUGGACAGCUUGCGGCACACCUCGUACCUCAGCCUGCUAGCAGUGUUCUACCUGGUCAUCAUUGUGCUCCACUACAGCUUCAGCUCAGACGCCAGAGCUUCCCUUCCCCCUAAAGGCGACGUCGAGAUGAUCAACGUCUCGUGGCAUACCAUCAGCAUCUUCCCCGUCUUCGUGUUCGCCUUUACGUGCGCACAGAACAUGCUCCCCGUCUAUAACGAGCUCUUUCACAACGUAGAGGGUCGAGUCAACACCGCCAUCGGCUCUUCCAUCGGCACGGGAGGCGUGGUGUACCUCAUCGUGGGCGUGCUGGGCUAUCUCAGCUUCGGCGGCAAUGUAGGCGAUAACAUCAUCGCCAUGUAUCCGAGCACCAGCCUCUUUGUCUGCUUUGGUCGCGUCAGCAUCAUCAUCCUCACCAUCUUUAGCUACCCGCUGCAGGUGCAUCCGUGCAGGGCGAGUCUCGACAAGGUGUUCUCUAAAGCGAGCACUCGGCAGCAGAUGCUGGACGAUGCGGCUGCUUCAGCAAUUUCGACUCCGAGCGAGGUCGUCGAGCCGUAUCGCGACAACGAGGAUGAGGAAGAGGACGAGCGAGAGCCGCUGGCAAACGGUCACGCACCGCCCGAACCAGACCAGGAAAUCCCACUCGCCAAAUGGUGUCUCAUGACAGCCGGCAUCCUCAGCACCACCUUUGUCAUCAGCCUGCUCGUCGACGACCUCUCCAUCAUCCUCGGCUUCGUCGGAUCGGUAGGAAGCACCACGAUCAGUUUUAUUCUGCCCGGCGUGCUCUACGCGAGCCUGUUCCGGGACGAGCCCCAGUCAAGGCUGAGAAAGGCCGCCAUCGCGUUGGCCGCGUGGGGCUGCGUGGUGCUCGUCGUCGCUUUGUCGGCGAAUAUUUUAAAGCUGAUACAUGCUCAGGUUCCCAAUUCGCUCAUUGUGACAAAGGUCACUGGUCGAGACUUGUUGUGGUAG